Messenger RNA from Sphaerulina musiva SO2202, 2462 nucleotides. Its product is annotated as Hsp70 chaperone BiP/Kar2. NCBI's taxonomy places the organism in Eukaryota, Fungi, Ascomycota, Dothideomycetes, Mycosphaerellales, Mycosphaerellaceae. Gene Ontology annotation, cellular component: nucleus; membrane; endoplasmic reticulum lumen. The record is from RefSeq and is a predicted model, not a curated record. Gene Ontology annotation, molecular function: ATP hydrolysis activity; misfolded protein binding; heat shock protein binding. Gene Ontology annotation, biological process: protein refolding; endoplasmic reticulum unfolded protein response; cellular response to unfolded protein. The transcript has 4 exons. The coding region runs from base 190 to 2244 and encodes 684 amino acids.
CCCUCUUUCUCCCUCUCCCUCCCUCCUCUUGCCACACCCAUCAUCGAGUCUCGCCCGUCCACGGGUCAUUGAACCACGGCUACGGCAGCUUCGAUCCCACCAGAGCUUUGACCCAGACAUUAUUUUCGCCCAGAGCACACCUUCACAUCACCUCCCUCCACACACCCACCCACCAGCCUCUUCGCUAAGAUGGCGCGGUACUCUGGACACAAGAGCAGUCCCGCGAGGGCAUCAGUGUCGUCCUGGAUGACGGCCUUCUACAUUUGCGCCAUUUUCCUGGCGCCUAUGCUCUUCAUGGGCAUGAUUCCUUCAGCACACGCACAAGACACCGAGAAGGCGGACACGGGGGUGUCGGGUCCUGUCAUCGGUAUCGAUCUGGGGACAACAUACUCUUGUGUGGGUAUCAUGAAGGGUGGCAACGUCGAAAUUCUGGUCAACGACCAAGGUAACCGAAUAACGCCUUCAUGGGUGGCUUGGAACGACGAUGAGCGUCUUGUCGGAGAUGCCGCAAAGAACCAGUUCGCGGCGAACCCACACAGAACCGUCUACGACAUCAAGCGUCUUAUUGGUCGCAAGUUUGACGACAAAGACGUUCAGAAGGAUAUGAAGCACUUUCCAUACAAGGUCAUCAACAAGGGUGGUCAGCCCCGUGUCAAGGUUGAUGUCAAGGGUGAUGAGAAGACCUUCACUCCUGAAGAAAUCUCGUCCAUGAUUCUCGGCAAGAUGAAGGAAGUCGCCGAAUCAUACUUGGGUGAGACCGUCACCAACGCCGUCGUCACCGUCCCAGCCUACUUCAACGACGCUCAACGUGCCGCUACGAAAGAUGCCGGCACCAUCGCUGGUCUCAAUGUCCUCCGUGUCGUCAACGAACCCACCGCAGCCGCCUUGGCCUACGGACUCGACAAGACCGACAAGGAGCGCCAGAUCAUCGUCUACGAUCUUGGAGGAGGUACCUUCGAUGUCUCCAUCUUGACUGUCGACCAGGGUGUCUUCGAGGUGCAGGCAACUGCCGGAGACACUCACCUUGGUGGUGAGGAUUUCGAUCAGCGCAUCGUUGACUACUUCACCAAGAGCUACAACAAGAAGCAUGACACCGACAUCACCAAGAACGCCAAGACCAUGGGUAAACUGAAGCGUGAGGUCGAGAAGGCCAAGCGUGCUCUGUCCAGCCAAAUGAGCACCAAGAUCGAAAUUGAAGCCUUCCACGACGGUGCUGAUUUCUCGGAGACCCUCACCCGGGCCAAGUUCGAGGAGCUGAACAACGACCUCUUCAAGAAGACUCUCAAGCCAGUGGAACAGGUUCUCAAGGACGCCAAGAUGAAGAAGAGCGACAUUGACGACAUCGUGCUCGUCGGUGGUUCUACCCGUAUUCCUAAGGUUCAGGCCAUGCUUGAAGAGUACUUUGGCAAGAAGGCCAGCAAGGGUAUCAACCCUGAUGAAGCUGUUGCUUACGGUGCCGCUGUUCAAGGUGGUGUUCUCUCCGGAGAGGCUGCUGCAAGUGACGUCGUCCUCAUGGAUGUGAACCCACUCACUCUUGGUAUCGAGACCACUGGUGGCGUUAUGACCCACUUGAUCAAGCGUGGUACUACGAUUCCUACGAAGAAGAGUCAGAUCUUCUCGACUGCCGCGGACAACCAGGCGACUGUUUUGAUCCAGGUGUUCGAAGGCGAACGUUCUAUGACAAAGGACAACAACCAACUCGGAAAGUUCGAUCUCUCUGGCAUUCCUCCCGCUCCUCGUGGACAGCCUCAGAUUGAGGUCACCUUCGAGCUCGAUGCCAAUGGAAUCCUGCGUGUGUCUGCUGGCGAUAAGGGCAGCGGAAAGUCGGAGUCGAUUACCAUCACCAACGACAAGGGCCGUCUCAGCACCGAGGAAAUUGAGCGCAUGGUUGAGGAGGCCGAGAAGUACGCCGAGGAAGACAAGGCCACACGCGCGAAGGUUGAAGCCCGCAACGGGCUUGAGAACUACGCAUUCAGCCUCAAGAACCAGGUCAACGAUGACGAAGGGCUUGGCGGAAAGAUCGAUGAGGAUGACAAGGAAGCGCUUAUGGAGGCGAUCAAGGAGGCCACCGACUGGCUCGAGGAGAACGGACAGACGGCGGAUGCCGAGGACUUCGACGAGCAGAAGCAGAAGCUUUCUGAUGUCGCGUACCCGAUCACAUCCAAGUUGUACGGAGAGAGCGGCGGUGCCGGGGGCAUGCCUGACUAUGGCGAUGAUGAGCCCAGUGGUCACGAUGAGCUAUAAGCGUGCAAAUCUUGUGCUGUUUCCAGAUCGAUACAGUAGCUGGUGCGGCGAAUGAGUUCCAGGAUGUUGCUAAGACAUGUGCCAUAUAGAACCACAUGAGUUUUUUGAAAAGUUCCAUACAGCAUACUCUACUCCUGCCAGGUGACAUGAGGAGCAGGUGGCGUGGCGGUCAAUUUCACCCACGAUGGCGCAACCCAUCUAGCUGCAGACUGGUCCCA